This is a messenger RNA of Chironomus riparius, 3943 nucleotides long. NCBI's taxonomy places the organism in Eukaryota, Metazoa, Arthropoda, Insecta, Diptera, Chironomidae. The record is from the annotation of a GenBank genome assembly.
UUGGAUAGUCUGAGGAUAAGUCUUUUAAAGUGACAAGUUUUGCUUCUUGUUAAAAUCAUUGAGGAUAGCAAGCAGGAAAUUAAAAGUCACAAUCAUGAAAAAUUCCAAUUGAAUUAUUUGAAUUGAAAGUAAGAGUAUAUUUGUAAAAUAAAAGUGAUACAAAGUAGCUAUAACUAGAGGACGUGAUAAGAAGAAAGAAAAAGAAAGUACAAAUGCACGGAACGAGAAGCUGUGAAGAGUAGCAAAAGAAAGGAAAACAAUCGAAAGGGUUAAAAAAAUAAUAAAAAAAAAGAAAUGGAUGACAACUCAACCGUAGUGUUUGGUAGCAUAAGACUGACAUCGGAAGAGAACUUUUACAACAACACUCCUGCACCACCAUCGUAUGGAUAUAUCAACUACACGACACCAUUUAUAGGUCAAACAUCUGAUGACUUGUUGAUUCCCAUAGCUGACGUUAAUCAUGAUCCAUUUUAUGUCGUUAUUCCAAUUACCGUCAUAUAUGCAAUAAUUUUUAUUACGGGAGUCAUAGGAAAUAUCUCAACAUGCAUUGUCAUCUCCAGAAAUAAGUCAAUGCAUACUGCAACGAAUUAUUAUCUAUUUAGCUUGGCUAUAUCAGAUUUUAUUCUGCUCAUAAGCGGCGUUCCUAUGGAACUUUAUCACAUUUGGCACAAACAUGAUUUUAUCUUUGGUGAAGCAUUCUGCAUAUUGAGGAAUGCAAUCAAUGAAAUGUCGGCUAAUGCUACCGUUCUCACAAUAACUGCAUUUACGAUAGAACGUUAUGUGGCAAUAUGCCAUCCAUUCCUCUCACAUACAAUGUCUAAGUUAUCGAGAGCUAUUAAAUUCAUCUUCCUUAUUUGGAUCCUAUCAAUUGCUUUUGCAACACAGCAAGCUAUGCAAACUGGUAUCGUUGUAAAUGAACAAAAUCAGACUUGGUGUACAGUUGUUCAUGAUCGAGUUAUUAUCGAAUAUUCGUUUCUUUAUGCAACAGUUUUAUUCUUCUUUGCUCCAAUGAUGCUAAUAUCUGUGCUUUAUUUGCUAAUUGGUAUAAAAUUACGCUCAAAUACUCUUAUAAAAAGAGAAAAUGGAAAUGUUGUUAGGAAUAAUAAUCUUCACUCAAGUACACAGAGUAACACCAGCCAAAGCACAAAGAGAGUUAUCAAAAUGUUGGUUGCUGUGGUCAUUUGCUUCAUCCUCUGUUGGCUUCCUUUUCAUUUUCAGCGACUGGUUCACAACUACAUGUCAUAUAGCGGAGAUUAUCAUAAUGAGAUAAUUGUAAGCUUAUUCACAUACACGACCUACAUAUCUGGAAUUCUCUAUUAUGUGUCGACGUGCAUCAAUCCAAUCUUGUAUAAUUUGAUGAGCAAUAAAUUUAGAAGUGCAUUUAAGGAGACACUUCAGAAAAAAUGCUGCCAAUGUUCUACAGCACAAGCCAACUACCAAAAGCGCGAAUACCGAAUAUUAUCGAGAGGGAAGCGAUGGAAUGUUCAAUCUGAACCAUCAGAGUAUUCAGGAUCCGGAAAGGACGAAUAUUACUCAUCAUCUACUCAAAAACAAUCAAUCGAGACUAUAGCGACAUCGAGAAACACAUCUUGUAAACAACUGAAUAAAUAUUACACAGAAAAUUUUGGAAAAACUCUACCUAUAAUUGAAAUGGGAUCAUCAGUAACGUCACGAUUCCCAAAUGCUAUAAAUGAAAAUGAAGAGAUGACAAAAAAUUGCAACACAUGUCUGUCAACGAAAAUUGUCGGCUCUGAAAUCAACUUAUUUCCUGACUAUUAUAUUAAUGAGAUUCAACUCAAUAUAUUUCCGCCAUCUGCGUCUUAUACAGCAAGAACGGCGACAACUAUACAGGGUAAAAAUAGAACCAAUAAUCAAUGUGAAGAAGGUGGUGGUGGGAGUGUAAGUCCUUUGAGAACAGUGAAUUGCCUAAGCAUAGAUGUCCAUGAAAAUAAAUUGCACACAUUACUCAAUGAUGUGUGUGGUGAGACGAAGGAUGAUGCAGUUGGCAAUUUCUCACAUAUUUCAUUUAAGAAACGAGAUAGCAUCCUACACAUUUCCAUUGGAAAUUCCUCAAAAAUAAUGAAGCGAAGCAAGCAUAAAAGACGAUGGUUCUUCGCUAAAUUCUACAAAAUGUCACGUAAAUCAAAGAAAGAGAAGAAUCAAAUGUUUUUAAAUUCGCAAUUUGGCAGUCGUGAAGGCAAUAUCAACGAAAACAAUUCCACUUAUCAUUUAAAUCAUACCGAAAGUUUAAAUAUUGUAAAUGACAAUUUAGUGAUAACAAUAAAUAAGAAAUCUCAUGAGAAUAAUCAUGAAAAUCAUAUUGAUAAUAAUCAAUUAAGGAUAUUUGAAAGAGAUUUGGAUUAUGGUGCUAAUGAACUUGAUUUUUAUAUGAAUGAGAUUAAGAAGCGAGAAAAUAGGGGUGGUUAUGAGGUCUGACACGAUGAGGAUCCUAAUUAAAUUUUUUUUUAAUAAGCUAAUUAGAUAAUAAGGUUAAAAUCAUGAAAAAUUGGAUUAUUUUUUUUCUAUCCCAUGAUAUUGUUUAAUUAAAGCUUUUGUUACAUGCAAAUAGAACAAUGCACACUAAAUGAAGACAACGAUAAUCAUAUUACUUGUCGCGUACGGGUUUUGCACAGAUUUAAUUGAAUUUUAACCCUUCUCUUUGUUAAUUUUGUUUCUAUAAAUUGAAAAUGCAAAGCUUAGCAGAGAUUCAAAGUAAGUUUUUUGCAAGAACUCAACUUCAAAAUUGAUUAACUUCCUCGAGUCAUAGAGAUCUCUUCUGUCUUUAAGAUGGUUUUCAAAUCUCUUUGACAACGUGAAAGUUUCGAACACAAUUAGUUUUUGAGGCAAAAAUUCAAAGAAUUUGACAGAAGAAGCUUUUUCAAAUAUCAAGAAUGCUCAAAUUUAAAUAAUUUGAAAAUGAGACUCAAAAAUAAAAACAAAAUGGUACUUAAAUCUUAAAGAUUUUGAUUUUACGUGUAUCUUGUCUUAAAUUCUUGUUAAUUGAAAUUGAAAUUCAAACAUCAGUUUUAAUUAAUUACUAAAAUGUCAUUAAUUUCCGUAUUUGAGGUUUCUACAUCAUUAACGGGUCGGUUUUUAAUACAGAAUCAUAUCUGGUUUCUUAAGAUUAUUGAAUUGAAACUUUAAUUAAUUAAUAACUUUAUCUAAGUGAGUUUUCAUUCCAAUAAUAUAAGGUCAUGGUUUUGAUUCGAAAUCUUUUGUUGCAAACUUUGUAUUAGAUUCAAAAGUAGCUUGUUAAAGAAGGUAUGAGUGACUAAUUUUCCAUAGUCUGGUAAGGGUGUGUAAUUAAAGUAUUAGACGGAAGCCUCUAGAGUUUGAAGCUCUAGUUCCAACCAAGAUUUUUGGUGUAAUCGAGGCCAGAUCCAAGGACUCGUAGAUAUAGUCUUCAUCGGUGCAACUUCAAUCUUACUUUUCUUCAUAGAUCUUAUGAUAAAUUUAAACUUGCUCUUUUCCUUAAUUUUCUUCAAACUUUUCAUUUACAUCGAAAUUAACUUUUAAAUGUUUUAUUUUUGCUAUAUUGUCAACGUUACUGAUUGGUUUGGGAAGGCGUAAUUUGUUUACUCGUUUAAAAAUUAUAUUGGCGUUUUAGCCUAAUUAUGUACCCUUCAUACGUAAGCGUAAUCUUGUCAAAAUAUUUAUCGAAAUAAGAAAAAUCUUUGUUAUAUUUUUAUAUCAUUGUUAUCAAUUAUUUAAAUUUAAUUGAAUUAUAUAUAUUUUUGGAUCCCACUAUAAAUGAAGCUAUAAACCAAUAAAUGUCCAAUUUAAGAAUUUAAAUUUGUAAAAAUGAAAAUAAUGUAAAUUUUCAGUGUUCAGUGAAAUGAAUGUUGUUAAAAAUGAUUAAAAAUGUCAAAUUUGAAUGACUGAAUCAGUUGUUUAGUACAAAAAUUACGUGUUUAAUAUUUUUUUUUUCUUUUUUUCAAAAAAC